AGACCCAUACGCGCAUUGUGUGUUUUUAUUUGUUUGUUUGUUUGUUUGUUCCCAAUUUCCGAAACAAAUGUAAAAUUCGAUUGCAAAUCCGAUCAAUUUCCAUUGAACGAUCGCUUAAACAUACGAUCGCAUCAUGUUUUAUUCUUUGCUUGUUCUUUUAUUCUUCUCUGGAAACGUUAAGUAUUAAUCGGUUUCGUUUUAUCAUCAUAGAACAUAAAUGCCGAUUCUGAUAAGCCAUUCUAGAGAUUCCACGAAAGAGAGCGUCAUUAAACGGUGACACGCAAUUUCAAAACCAUUUAAACUAAUGAAAACACGGUGAAAAUUCGUGUUCUCAUGAAGAAACAACAUAUUAAUUUAAAAAGAAAAAAAGAAAACAAUCGAACCGUAAAAAAUCGAUAGAAAUAGAUUGGGUUUUUAGUUCCGUGAAUUCGUUACCAUAAGCUAGAAACAGGAGUUUCACGUUAAUUAUGUGUUGGCUUAAUCUUCAUCACACGCCGAGAGACUAGACAAAGUCAUUCUUGAAACGUUGCUUAUUUGAGAAAUAUGCGUCGAUCGUUCUGAAAUUAACAAUAAAAAACAAAAUUAACAAAAAAUAAAACCUAAUGUUAAAAAAAAGUAAAUCGAACCACUGAAGAUGAAAGAGAUAUCACAUCUCAUCGCGCAUUUGGCGAAAUUAAUUGUUGUCAUAGUUUUUUAUUUUUUUCUUCUUCUACAUAUGCCAGGAGGACAAACUCGUUCUCUCGGCUUUAAACAAAGCAAAGCAAAAGCGCGAUCAACAUAAAAAAUAAACUCAACCAAUUGAAUAUGCAUAACUUAAUGGAUUUUUUCCCUUCGCUGUGCAUAAAACCAUUUCAACACGGUUUAUACUUUUUUUUGUUCAUAGCUCUCAUUUUGAGAUUUUCGCCUCACAAAUGAAACCGGUUCAGAUAGUUGCAAAUACUUUUUUUUUACACAAUUUUUUUUCUACACUCCACAAGAGUCCAACUUUUUAUGUUGAUUAUUAUUUUUUUUUGUCGUCGCUUCGUGUUUGACAUUUGUUUACGGUUGCAAGCAAACAGAAGAGUGGAAAAAAAAUAGACAGAACAGCAACCUGCGUGUUUAUGUCCAUCAAAUCACGUGUGGGGAUUGUUGAGAAUUGGACCUUUCGUUGAAGCAUGCGCAUGUGCGCACGAUCGUUUGAUCGUAACAGGACAUGCAGCUAAUCACAUUCGAUAUUUCAGCUCACCGCUCAUUGACACCGGCCAAAUGGAUUUUGCUGCAUAAAUCGUUUGCAUUCAUUUUCUAUGCAAAAAUUGUCACACAAAAACUAGAAGAGUGAGCGAAUGUGUGAAACGAGGAAAAGCCAUGAAACGUGUGUGCGAUGCUAAAAUUAUUUUUGCUCAUAUUUUUGCGCUCUCAUGGGCGCAAGCGCGCUCGUUUGCGCUUGUGCAUUGAGCUUUAAAAAAAUGCAAAUUAAUUGCGCAGAGACAUUAAAAUCGUCGUCCCCAUCGUAUUGCGAUUUCUCCACUAUCUUUAUAAUAUUAAGUAGUCCUAAACCUUGUCCAUACAACUAGUUUUUUCUUCUUCUGCUGCUGCUGCUGCUGCUGCUGCUGCUCUUGUCAUUGCUUCAUGUUUACUUUGUUAUUGUGAUUCGCGUGCACACUGGAAAUUACUCGGCAAUUCAUUGAUCGCCUUUAACUUUUACUCAUAUAUUUCAAUCAGGUGCAAUUAUUCCAUUAAAUGAAUUAUAUCAUUAAGACGAGAGUAAAAAAAAGGUAACACCCGACUCAAACUAGAUCAUUCAAUGUGCUAAAAAGCCAACAGAUGGUCGCAAAAGCUGAUCAUGCACAAUGUUUGCAUCGAUAUCGGUUUUUUGUCGGACUUUUUUCUCCAAUCGAAUCGAAAUAAAGAGAUAGUUGCAUAUGGACACGAGAAGAGUGAGCGGUGUGCAGAAUGUUUGGGUGUUUUUUAAAUGAAAAAUUCAAAUCUCGCAUGGACAUAGUACGAUCACUGGUUCAAAGGCUCUCUUUCUUUCGACGAAUGAAGCAAAACUCGUUUUUAUUUUAUCGAUUCACUUUUACGUCAAUCAAAAUUAAUUUGCAUUAUAUACAGAAUCAGCUUGGUUUUACUCCUCUCUUUUGCAUAGAAUCACUUUUUUCUCUUUCAUUUAAAUUCCAUUUUUUUUUCUACUUUUUCUCUUUCUUCUUGUUCUUGUUUUUGUUUUUCUUUCUUUCUUUCUCUCUCUCUCUCGCCCCCUUUCUCUUCUCUCUUUCUCUCUUUCUUAUUCAAUCUUGUAAAUGAUUUAACAGAAUAGAGAAAAAAAGAUAUCAAUUGCUGCCAAGCAAGUUCAUUAUUCAUAAAAAAAAUUGCACGUUGAUCGCGUACAAAAUGCUUCAUUAGAACAAUUGGGAGCUUUAACACGUGAGCUUUAUUAAAUGCGUCCAUUAAAAUGAAAAUGAUCAAGGCCACGUGAAUACACACAUUCACACCGCAUGCGCCACUCACGCAGAAUGGAAAGAAAUACGUUGAAAAAAGACAAACGAAAAGCUAAACGCGUGAAAAAACGAUUUUUUCUUUUGAGUGUACGCGUUCGCACAAGCCAAUUGAUUUGAUUUAUUACGAUCGGGUUAUCGUUAAUUCAGUCCGACGGAGUGUCACUCUUUACGUAAUUCAAGAAAUAUGUGCAUAAUUAGCGGCUCUUAAUAUCAUUUCACAGAACUUGUUGCUUAUUUUGUUUUUGUUUUGUUAUUUUUUGCUUUGCAUCUCCUCUAUUCUUGCAUCUUAUUAUAUCUCGUUUAUUUUUAGAGUCGCUAAAGUUCUUGGCUAUUUGUUGGUUUACAUUUCGUCUAUCAAUCACAACAUUGACUUAUGAAUACUCAUUAUAAAAGACUAAUGACAACAAAAACGAACAAACGAAACACAAAAAAAAAAACGAAAAAAAAUUAGUUACAAUGUUGUUUAGCCGCUUUCGUCUAUCGCACGCGACGCACACGUUCCACCAUUUGAAUUUGGGCGACCGAUUUCAUGCUAAUUGUUUGAAAAUAAUUUAUUUCGCACAUGAAACCAUAUUUAUAUCAUAUUUACAAUUCGUAACGCCAAUUAUAAAUAUUUAAUGCGUUUCGUUCGAUAAAUAAUACAUCGACCACAAUCGUCUCGAAUUUCCAUUUUUUUCUCGUUUUUUUUUCUGUGAUUCGUCCAAUUUUAAUUUUAAGCACCGUAUAAUGGCUCACACUUUAUUAUUCGAUUUUUUUGUCGGUGUUCCGAAUCCAAUUAUCGCAUUAAUGAGUGUUUUUUUAGUGUCAUUUAUUCCAUUUUUCAAUAAACCACAAACAUCGACAGUGCAGACAGCAACAUAUUUUGACGUAUGCUCUGUGAGAAUAACACCUGUCGAUUCGUUAGACAUUUUUUUUUAUUCACUCCAUUUUUUCCGAGUCAAAUUCAUUUUUUCCAACACUUUCUUAUCUUCAGCCAUCAGUUUUUCAAUUCACCAUUUAAAAUGGAGAAAAAAGGUGACAAAUUACAAUAUUAAAAUGAAACGGUGGAAAAAAGAUGAAUAAUUUUUGCAAUAAAUGGGAAGUGUAUAAAAGCUAUAAACAAGGUGUUAUAUUGCCAUUGUUACAAAUUUUAUCUCAAUCUUCCUCUCCCUCUCUUUUGCAUUGUGCGGUUGCUGCUUCUAAAGAUCUCAUUAGCAAUUGAAAUGAAAGUCCGAGGCAAGAAAAAAAUUCAUUCAAACAUUUUGAGAUGGAGAUUGCAUCAAUGUCCAAAAAUACAAUCGAUUCACCAGUUGUAGCAAUGUGUUGAAGGUCAAAGUUGCUGAAUGUUUUUUUUCGCUUCUUUCUCCCUUUCAACUUCCAAUUCUAUUUACCCUUGGCAUAGCUGUUAUUUUUGUAUUUCUCAGCUGUGGUCUGCGUGCUGCGUUUGGACCACAGCAAAAAAUUAAGAUUUGCGUUAAAUUCGGCUGUUAAAUGUUGCGCACAAAAUCAAUUAUUAACUGUUUAUUGAUAUGAAGGAAUUUUUGCCCGCGGCGUGCGAGCGGCCAGUCUCAUUUGCAUUUCAUGCCUGUUUGCAAAAUGCGAUAAGCAAGCCGCUUUUUGUGUGCUCCCCAAAUGCACUUGUUCACCGGCCCGUUGUCGAAUAAGUGUAUCAGUGUUUGCGCAGUUGCAAACGAAGAGACGGUCCAUUUAACUCAAUUGAGUGAUCUAUGUGUGGUAGACAAAGGCCCGGCCAAACAAUGCAACAACAACAACAACAACAACAACAAAAACGUGUAUACGAUGCGCAAAUAAUCGCAACAAUUAUCGUUUUCCAAUAAUUACACAGUAAUGUAUUCGCAUUAUGGGAUAAUAUGGGAUUUUGUUCUCUCUCACCUUGGCAUAUUUUUUUUUUAUUCAAUUCAUUCUGUCUAUUCGGAAUUUACGCUUUUGUUGAGCUUUAUUUUUUAUAGAAUUCGUAUUUGUUGUGUAUUUUUCGCGUUGUAAUAUCAUUUUGUUACUGCUGUUUAAUUAUUUAUGUAUCGCGCUGUUUGUUUUAAUUUGUAGAACAUUUUGCUGCAAUUUAUUGAGACAUGUGUCUCAUUAUAGUGUCAAAGCUGAUGGAAGUAGUUUGAUGUGCUUCUCUCUCACUCUUUUUUUCCCGUUUUUGCCGCUUCUCUUUUGCUUUGCAUCUCUUUCCCAUUCAUGCAUAAAUGCAGUUCAGGAAAUAUAUGUUCUCCGAUAAUGCUAGCAUUUUAUCGCGUCGCAAUCGAUUAUUGUAUGCGAUGUUGAAAUAAAUGGGCUGUUGGACUCUCGUUUCCAACUAAAUAAGAUCAUAUGAAAAAAGAACCAGUGCGAAUGAUUCAUUUUGAAUAAUGCUAUCACCGAUUUAGAAGUGUUACAAUGUUUUUUUUUUUAUUGAAACGUCUAAUUCGACAAAAAAUUGUCAACACACACAAUCAAAUUGAUUGAUUGAUUGAAUCAUCUUAUCGCUGUCCUUCUUACGUAAGAGCUUUUUUCAAAUCUAUCUCUGGAAUGCGACCACGGAAACCCAUGGAAACGAGGUCGACCGAGGGAAUGCAAUUGUAAAAUAAAUUGGAUAGGUCGGUCGGAUUCAAUCACACAAUCUCACUAUUUCAGAUUUGUUUCGGUUUAACGCUUUUUUUUCAGUUUGACAAUUUGGUCAAGAUCAAUUUCGAAAAAUAUAAUUUUUUUUAAUUAUUCGAGUGAUUGAUCAAUCUGCGUGUGGAUUUUUUUGAAUCUCAACAAAAAAAAUUUUUUGUACGAGACCAACUGGAUUUUACUGGACUAAUCAAAAUUUCAAAUAUCUCUUCAAUUUUAUCAAUCAAAGUGUGUUUCUACGACAGAAAUGGAUUGGUUGUUUUUCCUUUAUCAAAAAGUUAGGAAACAAACAAAGGAAAUGGCGUCAAUGUGAAUUGAAGUGAUUGAUUACGCAUUAAAUACGUCGAUCCGAGUGUGACGGAGCAUGAAGCGAUAAAAAAAAAAUGCAUUGUACCCCUUUGGGCGGAUGCCAACCAAACGUUAAAGUAGCAGAUUAACCCCAACAUCUGAUUUGCAUGGAAUAUUUUCGAACUUGAACGCCGUGUGACUCAUUUCAUCAGUUUUCUCCAGCGGAGAAACAAAAACUGUUUGUAGAUGGAAAAAAAGCUACGAUCAAAAAUUCCGAAUCGCAAACAACGCAAAAUAAAUUGUCAUGUGUGGUCUAGUCUGUCUGAUAAUCGUCGACCAAAUUGAUCAAUUUAGUGUAAUAGAUGUUGAUUAGGUGAAUCUGUGCGGCAUGAAAUGAACGUGAAAGCCACCAUUCAUUUCAAUUUUCUUUUUUCGUUCGAUCUCUGCAAAGUGAAUGUGUGAACGCGUACAAUCGAAUUCCUACAAAAUAAGAUGAGUCACAUUGGUGAAAUUGGUACGAGUGACUGCGAUUCAUCUCUCUCUCUCUCUCUCUUUCUCUCUCUCUCUCUCUUUCUCUCUCUCUCUCUCUUUCUCUCUCUCUCUCUCUUUCUCUCUCGACUCAGGAUGGCCACAUAUACACGUCAUGUUCAGAAUUAGUGACGGUGGUAACCAUCCAUGAAAUGGACGGCGGUAAUAACGUCACACGAGGAGAAGAUAAUUUAUUAGCGAAAAUGUGUUUCUAUCAGUAUCAUAUUUUCGAUCGAUAUAAGUCAUUAAUUUUACAGGUAUCAAUAGAUGUGCGUAUUUGAAAUCGAAGCAACAACAACCGAAACUAACAACACACACAUGAGACGCGAACUCGUUAGGCAAUUAAAAUAAUCAAACCGAACGGUUCAACGAAACAAAAAAAAAAAUUCUCGCUAAAAUUGAUAAUAAUCUAAUUGACUGAAAAUAUAGGUGCUGCGUACAUAAAUAUAAUAAUAAACAUAGAGCUGCGUUAAUAAAUCUUUCACAGAUUAUGUCUGAUAUUUAUUUAUUCGGGUGGAAAAAAAAGAUUAGAAACUUAUUUAGGCGAUUUCCAGAGUUAUUCUCAAUUUGUGCCGGACUGUUCACUCGCAUCAACGUGUUGUCUCUCUGCUGUUUUUUUUUUUGUUCAUUUCGGCUUAUUUUUUUUUUGUCGUUUGAUUGAGUUUUAUGAUAUUAACAAAAAGUUGGACACAUAAAAAAUUACAGUGAAAUCAUGUCGACGGAAAAGGACAAUAAGGGCUCGGUGUUUACGCUGAGCGAUUUUAAUUCAACGACGGUUUUAACGGAAAAAGUCGAAAAUGGAAAAGAAAGCGAGUACAAUCCGUUCGAAAACAGAGACCCGAAAAGCUCAAAUUCAACAAUGGGCUCACUUGCACAUCUGCUCAAAAGUUCGUUAGGCACCGGCAUUCUCGCAAUGCCCAUGGCAUUUAAAAAUUCCGGUUUAUUGGUGGGUGCGCUAGGUACAAUCAUUGUUGGAUUUAUUUGCACCCAUUGUGUUCACAUUCUAGUUAGAACCUCGCAUGAAGUAUGUAAAAAGGCCAAAGUGCCGGCACUUGGUUUUGCGGAAACAGCGGAGAAAGUGUUCGAAACCGGUCCGUUAGGUGCCAGAAAAUACUCGAGAUUCGCAAGAGCAUUUUCGGAAUAUGGCCUGGUUUUAACGUAUUUGGGUGCAAAUUGUGUGUAUAUCGUUUUCAUUGCAACAUCAUUCUCUAAUGUGCUUAACAGUCGUUUGGGUGUGGAUUGGGAUGUUCGCUACUACAUUGCCGUCGUGACAUUGCCAUGCAUAAUUCUCGGCGAAAUUCGGAAAUUGAAAUACUUGGUGCCGUUCUCAGCGAUUGCAAAUUUAUGUAUCGUUGUCACAUUUACCAUCACUUUGUAUUACAUGCUCAGCAGUCCAAUUAAACUUGAUCGGCCAAAGUUCUCCAGUUUCGGACAACUUCCUCUGUUCUUCAGCACUGUCAUAUUCGCAAUGGAAGGUAUUGGUGUGGUGAUGCCAGUUGAGAACUCCAUGAAAAAACCACAGCAUUUCCUUGGUUGUCCUGGCGUUUUGAAUACAGCUAUGUUUGUUGUAAUGUCCUUGUACACCGUCAUUGGAUUCUUGGGAUACGCAGUUUAUGGUGACGCAGUUGAAGCGAGUAUUACAUUGAAUUUACCAAAAGGAGAGCCUUUUGCUGAAGCAGCUAAUAUUUUGAUUGCGAUCGCAAUUUUGUUCACAUUUGGCCUUCAAUUCUAUGUGCCAAUGGAUAUUCUAUGGCGUAAAAUCGGACCAAACAUUCCAAAAGAUAGACACAACAUGAGUCAGAUUAUGUUCCGUGCUGGUAUCAUUUUGAUAAUGGGUGGUGUUGCAGCUGCUGUUCCAAAAUUAGAUCCAUUCAUUGGCUUGGUUGGAGCUGUUUUCUUCUCAAUUCUUGGUCUUUGCAUUCCUGCCAUCGUUGAGACUGUGUUCCGUUAUCCCGAUGAUUUGGGCAAAUUCAACUGGAUUGUGAUCAAAAAUGGUUUCUUGGUGGUGAUAUCAGUGAUUGCAUUGAUCACCGGUUCAUACACUUGCGUACUUGAAAUCAUUGAAAUGUACACGGGAAAGCACCACAAAUAAGAAGAAAAAUGUGCGCUUUCCAAGAAGAAGAGAGAGAAAAAAAAACCAUACAAACCAAUACUUGCUGCUUUCUAUUCAUUUUGUGGAGCAAACUAUGUCUAUAAAUGUAUAAAACAAUGCAAUCCUCGCUCUUAACAAUUAGUUAGCUGUUAAAAUUCCAUAUUUAUUCCGCGUAGAAGACAGAACAGGAAGAAACGUACAUUUUAAGCACAAAGAAAAUAUACAGUUCCAAGAAAUUAGUGAAUAAGAAAAUGACGGAUCCCAUUGCAUGUAAAAUUGCCUUUUUUAAGUACUAAACAAGACGAAAGCAGGGAACAUUUAGACAUUUAGAGUGAAUUUUGUUUUUGUUUUUGUGUUUUGUAACUUGUUAGGAAAUGAAAUGAAACAUACACACAGAGCAAAUUAAGCCGUCGGCGAGCACGAGUACACUUAAUUUUGUCCAAUGGCACAUGUACGACGAUUUGUACCGUUCAUUUUCAUUUUAAAUGGACCAAAAUCAAUUUAGAUUUUAGUGAUAUUAAUAGUGACUUAGGUCUGAAUUGAAGACCAUUCUGUGUUAUGCUAUGUUUCAAGAGGUGAAAAGAACAAUAUAUGGAUUCGAAUUAUGCACAUGUGCAUAUUUUAAUAUGUAAGGAAUUGUACCCAUGAUUGGGCCUAUAUUGAAGUGCAUAUGGAGAAAAACAAUGUAAAAUAAAAACAUUUAAACAACGAAAUGAACAAAUUGUGAUGGAAACUAUGCCAAAAAGAAGAAGAAUGUAGAAUGAAAUGGUAUAACAUCGAAUACGAAACAGGUUCAUGCAAAUGAUGAACAAAUCGACACCAACCAGCCGUAGAAGUGGUUGCAACCGAAUGAACAACACCAGUCGACCACAGAAAAACAUCAACAACAAAACUAUUGUGAUCAAAAUCUAGAGAGAACACAACUAAUGCAAUAAUUCUUAACCUAAUUUCCAUUUUGUAGAUAAAAAAAAAAUAGAUGAAAAAAUGUAAAAAAAAACUUCUGAAUUUUCAAAGGCCAAUCUACUGAUAGAAACCGUAGACCAGCCAACAGAAAAAUUGACAGAUCGAAAGUUAUUAGCUGAAGAAUGAAGAAAUUAUUUGAUUUAGGGAUAAUUUGUAGCGAAUAAUCAAAUGUGUAAAUAAUACAGCCAUAUUCGAAAAUAAACUAGUUUCAUUUUGAAUUUAA
Messenger RNA from Sitodiplosis mosellana (orange wheat blossom midge), 9166 nucleotides. RefSeq names its product proton-coupled amino acid transporter-like protein pathetic. The transcript has 10 exons. Bases 6601 to 7980 code for a protein of 459 amino acids. Gene Ontology annotation, molecular function: amino acid transmembrane transporter activity. Lineage: Eukaryota; Metazoa; Arthropoda; Insecta; Diptera; Cecidomyiidae. Gene Ontology annotation, biological process: amino acid transmembrane transport. The record is from RefSeq and is a predicted model, not a curated record. Gene Ontology annotation, cellular component: vacuolar membrane.